Messenger RNA from Drosophila montana, 829 nucleotides. Its product is annotated as heat shock factor-binding protein 1. The transcript is spliced from 2 exons. Bases 293 to 535 code for a protein of 80 amino acids. The record is from RefSeq and is a predicted model, not a curated record. Gene Ontology annotation, cellular component: nucleus; cytosol. Gene Ontology annotation, molecular function: transcription corepressor activity. NCBI's taxonomy places the organism in Eukaryota, Metazoa, Arthropoda, Insecta, Diptera, Drosophilidae. Gene Ontology annotation, biological process: cellular heat acclimation.
UAAACUAAAAAAUUAUAUAGUGAAAAAUGUGGCCAAUAGUUGAAAUAGUUUUGUAGAGUUAUUUUUGUGUAAUUAAAUUCAAAAUCUGCUGCGGCAGUAAAAACAUCGAUAACAACAUCGAUAGACGGCGUACGUAAAGAACUUCAAUCGCGCUACAGCUGUGCUCUGACAAUCUUGCUGAAAGUUUUUCUAUCAAGCCGCAGCCGCCGACGCAAAUAGAAGCAGGAAAACGGACAGAAAGAAAGAAGCUAAAACUUUUGUAUUUUUUUAAACCAUACAAACAAAGCCAAAUAUGACUGAUAUGCGCAAUGAGAUGGACAGCGAUCUGGAUCAGAAUUACUCGCUGAACAGCAAUGCGGAUCCCAAGAAUAUGCAGGAGCUGACAAUCUAUAACGUACAGGAUAAAUUCCAGACGAUGUCGGAUCAAAUCAUCACGCGCAUCGAUGAUAUGGGCAAUCGCAUCGAUGACCUGGAGAAGAGCAUUGCGGAUCUGAUGAAUCAGGCGGGCGUCGAGGGAACGGCCCCUGAGAAAUAAUAAGUGCCUGAGAUAUCUAGUGCCAGUGCCACGCCCAUAAUCAUGGCAAAUAUAUUGCAUUCAAAGCACAUAAAGCAUAUACAUCGAACAUACAUACACGCACACACACUCAUGCACACACACACACACGUAUACUCACAUUUAUAACAAUUCCAGCAUUCACAUCCCAUGCACCGCAUGCAAUUGCUCUCAAACUGUAAACACACAAAAAUCAAAAACCAAAUUUUGCUCAUUUCGUUUUUUGCAUAGUUUUAAGUUGUCAAAAUUAAGUUAAGUACAUUUUUUGAAAGUUCA